Molecule: messenger RNA, 1965 nt
Organism: Clavispora lusitaniae ATCC 42720
Lineage: Eukaryota; Fungi; Ascomycota; Pichiomycetes; Serinales; Metschnikowiaceae
Product: MFS transporter, sugar porter (SP) family protein
Biological process (GO): carbohydrate transport; transmembrane transport
Cellular component (GO): membrane
Molecular function (GO): carbohydrate:proton symporter activity
Source: RefSeq, a predicted model, not a curated record
AUGCAAGAAAUACGAGAAUCUUGGGGCAGUCACGGGCCGGGCCUACAACCAGCGGGGCAGAGGCCGGUAGCUGUUCUUGUUUGGGCAACGUUGCCCUUAGACGUCCUGCACACGCGCAGAGGUUUGUCUCUUGAUGCAAGAUUUGCGACAAGAUGGACUGUUGAAGAUGACCCUGCGUGGCGGCUAAAGCGCGCAAAAGAUGUUGCGGCGGAAGAGUUUUUCUUCUUCUGCACGAAUACCCCACGAAUUGGACGCGGGGCACAUGCUUGGCCGAAUCCAGAAGUCUUCCAAGCCAUAUAUAAAGACGGGCACUGCAGCUCAAGGUUUUCCCUUUCCCUUCAUUCACUAUCUAUCAUCAUGAGUCUGUCUUCAUUGGAAAAACAAGUGGUUGAACCCGACUUGGAUGACAUUGAAAAAGUUGCCCGUGCCCAACAAAAGUUGGAGCAUGGAUACACGAGAUGGCAAGCCAUCAAGUUAUACCCGCGUGCCGCCUUAUACAUUUUGAUUUUGGUCUGGGGCAUGAUUACCGUCGGCUUUGAGAACCAGGCAUCCGGUAUUGUGCUUUCGAUCCCAACCUUCAGAAAGGAUUUUGGCCACUACUACGAAGGAGCGUAUGUUUUGGAAGGAAAAUGGCAGUCGGCCAUUUCCGGUGGUCCAUACGGAGCGUUUGUUGUCGGCAGUUUCCUUGGAUCCUACUUGGCUGACCGUUUUGGAAGAAAGUUUUUGAUCUGGGGCACCACCGCCUUUACUUUUGUGUUCAUCGGCCUUGAAUACGCCGCUACUUCUAUCGAGGUUUUCUUCAUUGGAAAGUUCUUGAACGGUUUGUGCUUGGGUAUCAUCCAAACCGUGGGAACCACAUACGUGGCUGAAUUGACUCCCUUGGCCUUGAGAGGUAUGAGCACAGUUUCGGUCAAUUUGGCCUUCUGUAUCGGUCCUUUUGUGUGUUAUUUGAUUGCUAACAAGACGUCGACCAGAGCAGACAGGUGGGCUUACCGUGCUAUCUUCUGCUCCCAAUGGGGGUUCGCCGGAAUUGCCGUCUUGAUUUUCGGAUUCCUUCCGGAGUCGCCUUACCACUAUGUGAUGAGAAACAAGGACGAAAAAGCUUUGGGAGCACUUCGGAAAAUUUAUCCGGAUGCCGGCAUGGCCGAGUCACAGUUGCUGAUCAUCAAGGCCAACAUUGAAGAGGCUAGAAUUUUGUCGAAGUCGGGAUCAUACCUUGAACUUUUCAACCGCAAAAACUGGCGCAGAACUUUACUUGGAACCUCGGUCUUCAUCAUGCAACCCAUGAGUGGUUUGGCAUACGUGGCUUCUUACCAGACUUAUUACUACCAGCAGGCCGGAUGGGACACUCUGAAAUCCUUCCAUGUGAGUUGUGUGGCCCAAGCACUUUCAGUGAGUGGUACAAUUUUGGCCAUUUUCAUGGUGGACCGGUUUGGAAGACGUUUUGUCACUUUGUACGGAAUUAUCGCCUUGGCUAUUUUGAAUGUUUUGACCGCUGGUCUCGGUACAAGCAAGAAACAGAGCCUUUUGAGUGCAUCUUCCAUCAUUUUGACCAUGUACAACUUCUUCUACAACUCGGGUAUCGGCCCCAUCGCUUACUCCAUCAACUCGGAAAUCCCCACUUCUCAAUUGAGAGUGAAAACCAUUGCCGUCGGGUUGAGUCUUAAUAACGGUUUGCUGUGUAUGUGGUCUUUCGUCCUUCCUUACAUGUUUAAUGUUGACCAGGCCAACAUGGGUUCAAAGAUCAACUUUAUUUUCGCCGGCUGCUGUUUCUUCUCCUUGUACUUUUUCUACUUCUACUUGCCUGAAACUGCCAACCGCUCCUACGAAGAAGUCGACGAGAUGUUUAAGGCAAACGUUCCUGCUCGCAAAUGGAGAAGUUAUGUUACAAGUGAACGCACAGAGGCUGAAAGCGUUUACGCCGAACAGGCCAAGGGCGAAACUGCCCACAUUGAGAAUUCCUAA